AUGUCCGAAGACGAUAUAGCCAAGGAACUUGACCAACAGUCCGUCACAGCUGUCAAACGAUUCACUGUAAAGAGGGAUGGUGUGGUCCAACUGACCAACACCUACCUCUUCACUUUCGCCCGAACUACUAUCCCUGAAUCUAUCAAAGCUGGUUAUUGUAACAUCGGAGUGGAGGUGUAUAUCCCAAAUCCACUCCGGUGCUACACCUGCCAAGCGUUUGGACAUGGAUCCAAGUCCUGCCAUGCCUCCGCUGUUUGUUACCGAUGCGGUGACAAACACGAGGCCACUGACUGCAGGAAGGAUGUGAAGUGUGCAAACUGCGCUGUGACACCCUCGUCUGUGACUCCUCCCAAAAACAAAACUGUAAAAAAUGUUGAGUCUCAGACUCCUAAACCAACACAUGAACCCGAAACAGAACCAGAACCAGAAAUUACCAAACUUACAAACAGGGAAAAGAAAUUAUUGAAAAAGAAGCAGCAAAAACAGCUGCAAACACCAAAGGCCACCUCUCCUUUAGAGGUCCCAGUACCAGUAGAGGUCCAUAACUCCUUUGGUCCUCUGGACAUGGAGGGCAAUCUCAUGACACUGCAGCAGGAGCCGACAACAUCCACUAUCAGCUCCUGA
Haliotis rufescens (red abalone) is the source of this 624-nucleotide messenger RNA. RefSeq lists its product as uncharacterized. The record is from RefSeq and is a predicted model, not a curated record. Lineage: Eukaryota; Metazoa; Mollusca; Gastropoda; Lepetellida; Haliotidae. Gene Ontology annotation, molecular function: zinc ion binding; nucleic acid binding. The coding region runs from base 1 to 624 and encodes 207 amino acids. The transcript is spliced from 3 exons.